GCGUAUCCGCCAGUCUGCGGACCUCAUGGGGUGUAAAUCCUCUGAGUGAACACUCAGCGAAGCAACGGCACAGUUCGAGGACCAAGUACACGGGGUGGGACGGUAGGCCGUCGUUCUUCAGGCUGCAUUACCAAUUUUUUGUGGAGGAGUCAAGAGAGAGAGAGAGAGAGGAAACUUCCCGACGAGAGACAAUUAUGGGAGAUGAGCAGAGGAUUGGGGGUGGCUUUCCAGCCAUCGCCACCCCCGGAGUGACACGUGUCGGAUGGAUAGGAACGGGUGUGAUGGGACAAGCCAUGUGUGGUCAUCUCCUGGACAAGGGAUUUCAGGCAACGGUGUAUAACAGGACAAUAAGCAAGGCAGAGGCGCUCAGGGCUAAAGGUGCUGCAGUCGUCGACAGUCCUGAAGCGGUGGCAGAGAGGAGCGAUGUUGUUUUCACAAUCGUUGGGUACCCAAGCGACGUUAGGGAAGUAGUACUGGGCGCAAGGGGUGUUUUGAAAGGGCUGCAGCCGGGGGGGGUGGUAGUGGACAUGACCACCAGCGAGCCAACUUUGGCUAGGACGAUCGCUGAAGAAGCACGGAAGCGAGGGUGUUUUGCUGUGGAUGCGCCUGUGUCAGGGGGUGACAAGGGUGCUAAAGCGGGCACCCUGGCAAUAAUGGCAGGGGGUGGGCGAGAAGUGGUGAUGGCUUUGGAACCCCUGUUCGCGUGCAUGGGGAAGGUCACGUACUUAGGAGGGGCGGGAUGUGGACAGAGCUGCAAACUCGCAAACCAAGUGACAAUUGCGUCGACGAUGGUGGGACUGGUAGAGGGGAUGCUGUAUGCUCAUCGGGCAGGCCUCGAUGUGACAGUGUUCUUGCAGGCAAUUGCAGGUGGAGCCGCAGGGUCCAGAUCGCUAGACCUCUAUGCCUCUCGCAUUCAGAAACGUGACUUGGACCCAGGAUUUUUUGUCAAUCAUUUUGUGAAAGAUCUGGGAAUCGCCCUGGAAGAAAGCCAGAAGAUGAACCUUUCCCUGCCAGGUCUGGCUCUGGCGCAACAGCUGUACGUCUCUCUGAAGGCGCAUGGAGAAGGACAUCUUGGCACUCAGGCUUUGAUCCUGGCCCUUGAAAGGCUCAAUAACUUGCAAUUACCCCGACUGCAGUGACGGAGGAAAUUAGUAAAUUCAGACCAAAAAAAAAAAAAAAAAAAAAAAAGUAAAUUACCCAAAUUGGAUCAGUCCAUGGGGUGUGGUGAAGACUCGAGAACAAAACCGAAUGGGGAAGUUAUUUUGUUCACCGUCUUCGGCAGAUUGGGUGUGUGUAGGACAGAUCAGUUACCCAAGCAGAAGUUAAUGGAUGUAGUACGGAAGUGAAGAGGACAAGAAGACCAGAGGGGAAGAAGAGGAAACACAGAUCACUGCUGUCGCUCUGUCGAUGUAAGCGCAGACAUCGCAAGCGCAGACAUCGUAAGCGCAGACAUCGCAAGCGCAGAGAAGCAGACUUUGCAGUGAGAGAGAUUUUUUUGCUGUUCUGAAAAGCAAAUUGCAUUUGGCAGGCAGGCAGGCAAGCUACCUGUGUGUGGUCGAGCCUUUUGAGGUCCUCCUCUCUCCACGGAGUUUUCCCACAGCUCGCUUACGGUUGGGGGCCGGGAAGGGAGGGCUCUCUCAUAAAGGCGCUAUCAUCAUCAUCAUCAUCAUCAUGAGUAGUAGAGUACCACAUGCAUAACCAUGGUGGCGGAGUGUGGUGUGUUCAUCACAGGUCCUUUUGCAGGAUGUAACAAAGCUGACAACCAUGG
This is a messenger RNA of Chara braunii, 1768 nucleotides long. Lineage: Eukaryota; Viridiplantae; Streptophyta; Charophyceae; Charales; Characeae. The record is from the annotation of a GenBank genome assembly.